AUGUACUUCAUUUGCUUACGUGGCCUAAGAUUCCCUAAGAAGACUACAAAUUAUAUUCUAGCCAAAAAGAAGUAUGAGUGGACCAGCUCAGCUGUUGGGAAGAGGAGGAGGAAGAAGAAGGAGGCGUAUUUUAGUUACAUGGGGAAAAUCCUAAAGCAAACCCACCCAGACUUCAGUGGGUACUCCUGGAUCUUGGAUGCCCUGGGCUCUCUGGAGGAUUGGCGGCUGGAACGGGUUAGCCUGGAGGCGGUUAGGCUGUCCUUCUACAACCACAGGAGAGCCGUCACCAGCCGAGAGAUCCUUGAAGCAGUCAAGCAGAGAUCCUCUCGGAAGAGCUUUUGAGUAAAUGAAGUGGUUCUGAAUGGCCCUGUUCUUGAAAUGAUUGCACUUGUCAAAAACAAAAGUUGGACAUCAGAAGGCUGAGUUGGAAGAACAAGGCAUCUGAGAUGUACUUGCUGCACCAGGAGUCCUGGUGCCCCACACCUGCUCUCUGGGUCCUGUGGUUUUAGCCUCUGAAUUAAUUUUGUGAAAAAAAGAAUAAAGUCAUUUUCUAUUGAUGUGUGUA
This is a messenger RNA of Equus quagga, 565 nucleotides long. RefSeq names its product histone H2B 1.1 (gene H2BN1). Lineage: Eukaryota; Metazoa; Chordata; Mammalia; Perissodactyla; Equidae. Gene Ontology annotation, molecular function: DNA binding; structural constituent of chromatin; protein heterodimerization activity. Gene Ontology annotation, cellular component: nucleosome. The record is from RefSeq and is a predicted model, not a curated record.